Molecule: messenger RNA, 2311 nt
Organism: Mya arenaria
Lineage: Eukaryota; Metazoa; Mollusca; Bivalvia; Myida; Myidae
Product: collagen alpha-2(I) chain-like
Exons: 4
Coding region: 647-1366 (239 amino acids)
Source: RefSeq, a predicted model, not a curated record
AGUGUAUGCCUGAAGUGAAUAUUACGCAUUUAUCUUGAAAUGAAGUUCUGACAUUUGUGAUUAAUUACAGCAUGGAUUGAAAGCUGCAAAAUGAAGACUAUUGUGUAUUGUUAUGAUGAACAAUUGGGACCUUGGUUUUGCAGUAAAAACUCAUACAUUUGAACCGAAAAUAAAACAGCAUCUUAAUUGUAGGUGUUUUUUUCUGUGGAACACGACUACUAAAAAUUACACCAAAAAUACAUCAUUCGUUCGUCAUAUUAACAAGUAUUAUUUAUACUUAAUUAUUCAUCAGAAAAUAUGUCCGAAGUGCAGAAUGAUAUACAUGACAAAAUUUGCGUACUUUCACCAUUAAAUAAUGGUUAGGUAGAUGUCGGACGCAACUCGCCAAUAUAAAACCACUCGUAAUGUCUUCAUUCAUUAGUUCGUGCUGUCAGGUUUAUGAUAUUGUUUCGCCAUACGUAAGGGUCGUCAUACAUCCGUAUGCCAGUUAUGUGAAUUAAUUCGUAGGAACUGUUGAAACAUUUGUAUUUAUUUAUAAAUCAGUUCUGGAAUUAAAACAACUUGAGUUACAAAUAUCAGAAAAACAGAAGCUGAAGCUGGAUUAAACUCAUUCCUUUCGCAAGUGGCAAGAACGGAACAAAGUAAUAUGUCUCCACGUGCAUCAAGCAUCCCCGUAUUCCUCCUGGCUGUAGCCUGUGUGUGCCUUGGUCAGAAUCAACAGUUCCCCUAUGAAAACAUGAUCGUAAUGGCUCGUAACCUUGACCCAACAAACAGGCUCGCAAGCGGGCUCGGUCCGAAAAGUGGGCUCGGUCCGAUAAGCGGACCCGGGCCGUCAAGUGGGAUAGGUCCGUCAAAAAGUGUCGGUCCUUUCGGUGGAGUCGGUCUGCCAAGUGGAGUUGGUCGGUCCAGUGGAGUUGGAUCGUCCAGUGGAGUCGGUCCGUCAAGCAGGCUAGGUUCAAACAGCCGUAUCGGUCCGUCAAGCGGGCUCGACUCGUCAGCUGGGCUUGGUUCAACAAGUGGGCUCGGUCCGUCAAGUGGACUUGAUCCGUCGAGUAGGUUCGGUUUGUCAAACGGGCUAGGUGCAACAAGCAGACUUGGUCCGUCUAGUGGGCUCAGUCAAUCAACUGGGCUCGGUUCACCAAGUAACCUCAUUGAAUCAAAGGUCGGUCCGUCAAGCGGGCUGGGUUCAACAAGCAUGUUCGGAGCAACAAACAUGCUCUUUCCUGAUCAGAAGUGUAACCUCCGACCAUCUGGGCUCGGUUCCGGCUGGUACGAAGAGAAUGUGUUUGGAAUGUGGAUCCAGCGACCAUGUGGACCCGGCUCCGCAUUUAGCGCGUCAACGUGCGAGUGCUCGCUCGCAAUAUAGUUACGUCAUCAAUUUGUGUGUAUAUACUAUUCGGGAAGAGUAAAUUCUAUGAAAUAGGGCUUUUGGACAAUAUUUUGCACAAAUAUGCAGAAUACCAGAACGUGUGCGUUUUAUUUAAAUAAACUUAGAAAGUGACAACCACACGUGUAUACACGGGUUCUAGGGACCCUAUAUUUAUUGUCUUGUAUGUUCUGAAGUCCGUGUAUCUGUAUGUUGUCACUGUAGUUCAAAUCAAAGAAAAAAGUCGAAGCAGUUUCUCAAAUAUUGACCUAGCUUCUGUUUCACCUGUACGACUUACUGAUGGCUCAUUCGGAACACCUCGGCCGUUUUUACCGAAAACUACCUCGUAUGUAUAAUGGUACAUUAGUAGAAGUAGUUCGUAAAAUUUUGAAAUCUAUUUUAAUAAAAUGUAGUGUUUUAGCUACUAUUUGUAGAUCUAAGUAUGAAUAGAUUGUCAGUGAAGGGUAUUAUUUCAAACAUAUAUAAGAUUCCUAAGUGUUAAGUCAUUAAGUUUGACUAUAGAUAGAUUAUUAACAUUGAAAGCCGUCCAUAUUCAUCUGAGGUUGUUUUCGAACAAAAUGUCCGAGGAGCUCCGAAUGACUGAUAACUUACCAAAAGUACUGUACCGCAGCUUUGAAAACGCUGCUUUCCAUUGGAUAAAAUACAAAUUAAAAAAUACCACUGUAAUGUUUUGGAACGUAAAUGUCUGGUAUUUAGCUUAUGAAACUGCAUUUCAAUAAAUAACUCGUUAUUAUCAAGGCAUUGCUGAAUAAAACAUCUUUUGUCGCCAGACUGAUUAAUUGGUUUGACCAUAUGUGUGUUGUCAUGUACUUACACUCAUUUAUUAAAACUUGUCAUUUUAUCAGUUAUUUUUUUUCCUUGUUAAUUGACAUUUCAUGUGUAUAGUCUUGUUAAUAAUUGUGAAAUAAAUACUUCCAAAUGACA